AGGGUCACGGUGCGCGCGGGGUCGGGUCACGGUGCGCGCGGGGUCGGAGCCCGGCCGGCCGGGCUCCGAGUUCCCUUCUACCGCCCAGAAUCAGACUCCCGGACCCGCCCCGGAAGCCAAGAAGGGGGCGCGGGCCCGGAGGCAGGAAGGCCUGCUGGAGGAGCGCCAGGGACGCGGGCGGUGCUGUUGCCGGUGAGGCUCCGCGUGGUUGCCGCGCGUCCCACCUCGCCCUCCUCCUACAGGAAUUAAAGCUGGACUCCCAUUCAGGACAAACAGACCUAUAAUUCCUGGUGUGAUGAGAGAGUGGGAUUUGCUGUCCUGAAGUCAUUAAGCUUGGGCCCUGGUUCCUCUUCAUGAGAGACUAGGGAGAUGGAAGACUUAAAAUCUGAGAAUAAAAAAAGGGUGCUUCCCGCAUGGAUGACAGCCCAGGUGGCUGAAAAGAGGACGGUGCAGGUGAAGACCCCCAAGAGGAGAACAGCCACGGUGCCAGUGGCUGCAGCAAGACUUCCUGCCAUGAGGACUGUGUACUGCAUGAAUGAAGCUGAAAUCGUAGACGUUGCUCUGGGGAUCCUAAUUGAGGGGCUGUCUGCCAGAGACAUGCGAUUCUGUGAUGCCACGUGGUAUGUAUGCCAACGAAGUCCGCUGCCACCGUACCUGUGUCCCACCGUGCAUAUGCUGAUGAUGGGCUCCAAUGGCAGACUUGUGCUCUGCAGUGCAGAUGCCUCAAAUACUUUUCCAAGUAAGGAAGAUGAAGUACUCGUCCUCUUCUUUCCACUAAGUACAACUAAUACCCUGGGUAUUACAGACCAAAUACACACAAGAGGCUCUAAAAGGUGGAAAGAAGAAGGCAGAUGAUGAGGGACUUCAGCAGCGGAAGAGGAGCAUGAUAGUAACGUCAUAUUAAUGAUUAUAGAGAAGGAACAGUUUAAAGAUUCUUGGUAAACCUGGCAAAACAGGUUAAAUUACGACUAAAAUUAACCAAAAAAAGAAGAAAAAAGAAACACAGAAAGCCAUUGCCGGGACUUCCCUAGUGACCCAGUGGUGAAGAAUUCGCCUGCCAAUGCAGGGGACAUGGGUUUGAGCCCUGGUCCGGGAAGAUCCCACAUGCCGCGGAGCAAAUAAGCCUGUGCGCCACAACUACUGAGCCUGCACUCCAGAGCCCGCGAGCCACAACUACUCAGCCCGAGUGCCACAACUACUGAAGCCCUCGCACCUAGAGCCUGUGCCCCCCCGGCAAAGAGAAGCCACCGCAAUGAGAAGCCCGCGCACCGCAACGAAGAGUAGCCCGCGCUCGCCGCAACUAGAGAAAGCCCGCGUGCGCGCAGCAAGGAAUGCAGCCAAAAAUAAAUAAAUAAAUAAAUUUAUGCGGGGAGGGGAGAAAGCCAUUGACUUAAAGGGUUAUACAUCAUUUGGGGAGUUUAUUUUGGGACCUUAACUUACAUAGAUAAUUUAUACAUUACUAAAAUGUGAAGGAAAUUUCUUAGAAAUAUGUGCUGGGACCAGACAAAAUAUUUGUAACUACUGCAUUUUGUUUCUCCACUACCCCCUUCUUCCUCCAUGUACUUUCCUUUGUUACAACAGUGCCACAUGAAAUCUAUGAUGGUGACACACAGUAGGUUUAGAAAUAGGUUUCACUAUUAUGAUACACAUUAUAAUGUAACAUAGAAUUAGUACAUAUAAGAAAAUAAGUGGACAUGAAUUAUAAAAAUAAAACCCUAAUAAUUACUUAUUACACACAUUUUAAUAAAACUCAGAAGAAUCUCAGCCAAAAUAUUUUCUCAAAAAACCCCCCAAAUCAAUAUAGAUUCUCUCUCUAGAUAGGGCAUACUGCACACAUUAAUAGCUUUGCUUUCAAUCAAUUUAUUUCCCAACUUCAGUGAAAAGUGAUUUAAAUAUCCAACGGAUUUUUACAGCCAACUGAAUUUAUAGUAUUUUUACUGGGAAUUUAUAUUUUAUAACAAGUUUUAUUUCUAAGUAGGAUUAAGUUGAGAAAAACAUACUGAUUCAUCUUCACUGAUUGUUCUGUCUGAAUAGUCUUACUUUUCUGAAUCUUCUGACAUCUCCUCCAAUAUUUGGCUAAAAAUUUCUUUUAUUAUGUAGGUGGGCUGUAAAACAAUUUGUAAGGAACUUAUUUGACAGUUUUCUUUUUAAGUACACAUUAAAUGUGUACCCCCAAAUAUAUUCAAUUUUAUUUAAUUAACAGUGACAACAGGCUUCUCUAAAAAGUAAAUUAAGACACAGCUAAUUAAACCUUUAAUUUCAAAGAUUUGAAGAAAUUCUCCAUUUUUAUAAGAUAGAGACAAGUCAGAAUAAGACAAAUCACGUAAAUAAUUCAGUUGAAAAAGGAAUUUCCAGGGUACAUAACCAAAUCCUAGACUUAUCAUAGACAAGUCUAGACACAGCGAUAGCGAGUUCAGAAUGAUUCUGAGGCACUGAAAAGCUCAUGCAUCAGAGAAAAAUUACAGUUACUUAUUCAGGUAGUGAGUUGUAGCAAUACAGUUAAUUUUUUUUUUCGGCUUAAUUUUCAUUUGACCAAAAGUUCAAAUGACAGUAGGUUUUUUUCUCUAUAUUUUGGUUAAUAUUCUGUAGACUGUUCUAAUAUUCGAUCACAUUAGUCUUACUGGAAUAGUUAACUUACUGCAAUAGUUAUCAGAAGUGGUAAUUCUUAAGUGGUAAUUAAGUGGUAAUUAAGACCUCUUAAGUGGUAAUUAAGACAAUGAAAUAACAGAAAUUCCUUGUCAAGAGUCUACUAUUUUUGAGAGACCAAAGGAAUUUACUAAUUUCGAAUCUACUAGUUUAUGCUCCUCUCUACAAAAAGUGGGUUUUCGAGCGUGGACCACAAACAAUACAGCCCAAGCUCCACAGCGAAUAACUUUACGAAUGCCACAGAGAAGUCUGUCUUACGGGUGACACCUUCAGUAGUAAGAGACUGAAGUUUCCGUCUGGGGAUCACAACUCCGAAUUUGGAAAACUGGACUGGCAUAAAUCUUGAUUCUGUUUCCUUACAUGAGCGUAUGAGGCGCACCAACGUGCUGACCUGCUGCGGAGUAAAACCUGAGCUUCAGGAGAGGCACACACACAGAUGGAUCCAAUAAGCGCUCCGUGCGUACCUUCCACGUCAGAAGCGAGAGAGGCCACAGCAGGCGCGGCCUCGCCCAGCGGCGCCGCGGCAGUCUCGGGGCAGCAACGAUGACUUCCCUUCUUGGCGGGAAGGACGAUGAAGACACAAUUCCUGGUGGCGAAGUUUUCCUCCCACACUCGGCGACACGGCAGUGGAGGGAGGGGCGCCUUUUCUGGGCGCGCUCGUUUCGCGCAGGGACUUUCCUUCUCGGCACUUCACUGUCCCGCCUCGGCCUCCUCACCCUCGCCUCGAGUCCCACGGUCAGGCCAGUAGUCCCUUCCGUGCGCCGGGAGCAGCCGUUCUGCCAGUGAUACCGACAGCCCAGCGACUGGAAGGAACGCUGCCGCGGCCGUUUAGUAGCCGCAGCCACGCCCUUCAUCACGUAGCGCAGCACUCGUUACCAGGGCAACGGGCUCAACCUCGCGAGAUCUCAGACUGGUCAGCUACGCGGGAUUUCGGCUGAAGGAAAGGAAAAGCCCGGAGGAUGUGGCGGACUAGCAGCAGAGGAGUGGGCGUCAAAGGGCAUCCCGAGGGGCGGGAAGGUAGAGAGCAGGGGGCUGGCGGGAAAUUUUAGGGGUGGAGGCAGGGCAGCUAUUUGUCCCUACGGUUCUGCACAUCGGUUGUUUGCCAUGUCUGUCCCUUCUUCGAGCAGACACUAGAGCAGACUGGUUAAGACUUUUGCUUUGUUGAUCUUUAGUUGUAUCCGCACCGAGUUGCGUUUUGCACGGUUGUGUGACUAAUGAUCUUUAUUGGAUUCGGAAAAAGAGACUUUUUAAAUAUUUGAUGGAAGAGUCCUAGAUUUUCUUGGGUGAGCUUGCAAGAUUAUUAUUAGCGCAGAGAUUCUUUAAGUAUAAUAAUCGUUAGCUAACGUAUCAAGAACAUCUUCGGGGACACUAUGCAAAUCAUUUUACAUGUAUUGUCUCAUCUAAUUAAAUAUGAUCAUUCCGUAACAAAUUUAGCCAUUAUUCCUGUACAUCCCACCUUGAUUUCCCCCUGGUCUGUAGCUUAGUGGAUAAUUUAUUUAGAAUACUUUUCCAAGUAGAGCUAAAAAUAAAAGUCUUUAAAUGUUUGGUGCCUGCACGAGGCAUUAUGUGUCAUGAGAUUUGUAAUACUGUAGAAAUGGAGAUAAUGCAAAAGUAAAAUAAAGGGCAAAGCAAUAGCUUAAACAUGAGGUUAAUAGCCUCUGCUUAAAUUUUGUUAGUUUCCAAAAAAUAACAUGUUCUUUGAGGUCAGUGAUUUAGAAGAUUGGACCUUCCAGAAAAAGAAAUAGAGCAGGUAUUAGAUCACACUUUCUUGAAAAUCAAUUACCCUUUAUAAUUGUACCUUGUUUUAUGUAACACAUAUGUUACUAAAGGUGACAUGCAUAGAGAAUUUUUGUAUAUGGAAUCUAUUUUUCUGUUGGAUUUUAGAGUCAUGAUUGCAAGCCAUAGUGUCAGACACACAAGGUGAAACUCCAAGAAAUGAUCUAAACAAGUUACACAAGAAAUUAAUGGCAGAGCUGGGACUUAAAUCUCAAGAUUUUUAGUCCAAAUAUCUACAUGAUCAUAUUUCAAGUAAUCCUACAGAGA
Globicephala melas (long-finned pilot whale) is the source of this 4689-nucleotide messenger RNA. RefSeq names its product cell cycle regulator of NHEJ (gene CYREN). Gene Ontology annotation, cellular component: nucleus; cytoplasm. Lineage: Eukaryota; Metazoa; Chordata; Mammalia; Artiodactyla; Delphinidae. Gene Ontology annotation, biological process: negative regulation of double-strand break repair via nonhomologous end joining; double-strand break repair via nonhomologous end joining. The record is from RefSeq and is a predicted model, not a curated record.